AGCUUGCAUAUGCAUGUGCGCGUGCACCCAGCUCUGCAUUCAAUUCAUCCAGACGCCGCUUCCUGGGGGUCCCUACUUUCUUGGCUCCCAGCAAAGAGGCAAAAUGAGUGCGGCCGAGUGGAUGAGGCCCAGGCCCUGGCGCGGAGUCGCGCCCCCCGCAGACCCGACUUCCAGCCGUGCGACGGGCUCUCCAUCUGUGCCACUCACAGCCAUGGCAAGUGCUUCAAGCUGCACUGGUGCUGUCACCUAGGAUGGUGUCACUGCCGUGUGCGGAGAAGCGGUGGAGCGUCGGCUGAGUGGACGGCCAGCGGAGGGGAAGCCGCCUUUCCGGGUCGGCGGUGCGAGAAGCGCCUCACUUUCUUCCUCACUUGGCUUUCCGACUGAGACUCCGAUUUAAGAGUCUUGGAAAUCGAACUUGUCCCAUUGAUUGUGUUCCAACUGAGAAAGCGUGAAGUGUGAGGCACUGCUUCCAGGAAGUUAAAGGAACCGUUUUGGAGGGCACACUCCUUCAUACCCAGUUACAGCAUUUAGAGCCAAGUGUAUGAGUGUGUUUAAGAAUUAGAAAAUAAACUGAAUUGUAGGUACUAUUAAAGGACCUUAAUGUAAUGUAUGAAAGCCAGAACUACAUGGUCUCAGAUCUUUCUCUGUAUCCUGCCUUUAAUUUUUAAAUAAGUAGCCAUUUAAUCGGAAUUACACAUUUGAUAAGUUCGUGAUAUUUGGCCUGUUCUAUCUGAUGAAUUAUUUCUUUUUAGAAAUACAUUUUGAAGUUAGUUUCCACAUAAUCUUAGAAUAGAGGGUUUCAGCAUGCUUAUUUAGGACACAAAACUUUCAAGUGAACUUAAACAUUUUUUUUGUUGUUGGUUAGAAGAAAAUAGCU
Molecule: messenger RNA, 877 nt
Organism: Sciurus carolinensis (gray squirrel)
Lineage: Eukaryota; Metazoa; Chordata; Mammalia; Rodentia; Sciuridae
Product: UPF0524 protein C3orf70 homolog B-like
Exons: 3
Coding region: 10-384 (124 amino acids)
Source: RefSeq, a predicted model, not a curated record